Mobula hypostoma (lesser devil ray) is the source of this 2615-nucleotide messenger RNA. It is a transcript of the gene slc7a4, whose product is annotated as solute carrier family 7 member 4. Gene Ontology annotation, cellular component: plasma membrane. The transcript is spliced from 5 exons. NCBI's taxonomy places the organism in Eukaryota, Metazoa, Chordata, Chondrichthyes, Myliobatiformes, Myliobatidae. Gene Ontology annotation, biological process: transmembrane transport; amino acid transport. Gene Ontology annotation, molecular function: amino acid transmembrane transporter activity. The record is from RefSeq and is a predicted model, not a curated record. Bases 328 to 2280 code for a protein of 650 amino acids.
UCUCACGCUGACACCUUCAGAAGACACCAUUAAUACUCUUUAUCCAUAGGAACUCUCCAUCUAAUUCUGAACAUAUGAUCUCUCCCUCUCUCCGGCACUUCUGACGUCAGUGCAUCCGGAGACAGACAGACAACGUUACUGACUGGAAGGAGCGAUCAAACAAAGGACUCGGGAAAGCAGGUCUGUUCACUCUCCAGUUCCAGGAACGAGAUAUCUUCCACUGCAUCCUGCCAAAAGCUGAAACGUGGAUAGGUGAAGACUCUGCCUCCUCUGUUGACCGGCCCUAAGUUUUAACCAAAGUAUUUUGGACGCAGUCAGGAAACAACAAUGGUGAGCAGGUUGCUCAGUGGAAACUGCCUGGCUCGGUUCUGCCAGAAGCUAAACAGAGUGAAAACCUUGGAGGAGAAUAUGAUGGAGACAGCUCUGAAUAGGUGCCUGUCUACUCUGGACUUGACCAUGCUUGGCAUUGGUGGUAUGGUUGGCUCCGGCCUUUACGUUCUCACUGGCACGGUUGCCAAGGACGUUGCCGGCCCUGCUGUCAUCAUUUCCUUCAUCUUUGCAGGUUUUGCGUCGCUGCUGGCUGCCCUUUGCUAUGCAGAGUUUGGGUCCCGUGUGCCUAAGACAGGCUCGGCUUAUAUGUUCACCUAUGUCUCUGUUGGCGAAAUCUGGGCCUUCAUGAUUGGUUGGAACAUCAUUCUGGAAUACAUGAUUGGUGGAGCUGCAGUGGCACGGGCCUGGAGUGGCUACCUGGAUUCCAUCUUCAACCACAAGAUACGGAACUUCACCGAAAUGUACAUUGCCACAUGGAACGUACCCUUCCUUGCCCCCAACCCCGACUUGCUGGCUGCAGGGAUACUGCUGGUUGCCACAGCAUUUGUCACCUGUGGGGCCAAAGUGUCCUCAUGGCUGAACCAUUUUUUUGCAGCCACAAGUUUGGGAGUGAUUCUCUUCAUCCUGAUAUUUGGUUUCAUACUGGCAGAUCCAGCAAACUACAGCGCCAAGCAUGGUGGCUUCGCUCCCUUUGGGUUUUCAGGAAUCAUGGCUGGCACAGCAACCUGCUUCUUUGCCUUUGUGGGCUUUGAUGUCAUUGCAGCCUCCAGUGAAGAGGCUCGCAACCCCCAAAAAUCUGUCCCCAUAGCAACAGCCAUCUCCCUUGGCCUGGCCACCAUGGCCUACAUCUUCGUAUCCACAGUGCUCACCCUGAUGGUUCCCUGGCACUCAGUGAAUCCGGACUCUGCCCUCUCUGAUGCCUUCUACAGACGAGGAUACUCCUGGGCUGGAUUCAUCGUGGCUGUUGGUUCCAUUUGCGCAAUGAACACAGUUCUCCUCAGCAACCUCUUUUCCCUCCCCCGGAUUGCCUACGCCAUGUCUGAGGAUGGACUGCUCUUCAAGGUGUUUUCACAGGUGAAUCCGAUCACCAAGGUCCCUGUGAUCGGCAUUGUGGCCUUUGGAAUCCUGAUGGCCAUCAUGGCACUAGUGUUUGACCUGGAAUCUCUGGUGCAGUUCCUAUCCAUCGGAACACUGCUGGCCUACACCUUCGUCGCUGCCAGCAUCAUUGCGUUGCGAUACCGGGUGGAAAAACCCGACUCUACCCAGUUGCCAGCACCAAGUCAAAAUCCUGAACCCCAGGACAGUGGGGGACUGAAAGAGUAUGAGUCUUUUUCGGAUAAACUCCAGCUGGUGGAGAGGCAAAAGUCAACCAAAGUGAAAAGGCAGCCAGGUCAACUGAAGUCCUCCUUUGAGCCUUAUUUACGCUUCCUGGAUGACUUUGCUCCAGGAGAAAUUGUGACAGUGGCAGUAGUCACUCUGGUGGGCUGUUCGGCUUGCCUGGGUUGCAUAGUGAUCUUUGGUAGUAGCUACCUCCAUCUGCCACAGUGGGCUUUCAUUUUAUUCACCAUCUUCUUUACAACUGGCUUUCUCCUCAGCUUGUUCCUCAUAUGGAUUCAUGAGCAGCAGCAAAAACUGAGUACCUUUCAGGUUCCACUGGUGCCCUUGAUUCCAGCUGUGAGUAUUUUACUGAACGUGUUCCUGAUGUUAAAGCUCAGUUUGAUGACCUGGGUGAGAUUUGCCAUUUGGUUAGCUAUAGGUUUUCUUGUCUAUUUUGGUUAUGGGAUAUGGAACAGCAAGGAGAACCUGAGAGAGCCCAGAGCUCGGAACGUCAGCGCCCGCUACAUCGUACUCCCCAGCGGCAGCUUGGUGGAGACUGUCCAGACUGUGCAACCAGAAUCACAGGGUGCCACAGGUUUGGGGGUGAUGACUGAAGAAGAGGAGGGGAGAUAGUAGUGAGCAUGGGCCAGUCAACUUUGAGGGGGAAAUUCCCUUCAAUGCUUGCCCCUCUAUAGCUGCCACCACCACCACCCUAUGCCUCACUGUCCCAGAAGUAGACGGGCAGAGUCCCCGUACUCGUCACUGGGAUUGCGGGGUUCUGGAUCUCACCACUCGCUGCAUUGAUGUUCAUUUCUCUCCAUGGCUGCUGGAACUUAGUUCCAGAUUGAAGCAAACAAUGCACAAAACACUGGAGGAACUCAGCAGGUCAGACAGCAUCUAUGGAGAGGAAGAAACAGUCAAUGGAUUGGACCAAGACCCUUCAUCAGGACUGUAAAGGAAGGGGCAAA